UAAAAUAUUUAUACUCAACUAAUCAAAAAUCAAGAAAUCAUGUUUUGUAAUGGGACUCUCUAUAUUAUUUUAUAGUCCCUUGAAAGGUAUUUAUAUCAAUUUGCCAAAAUGAUCAUCCUUGUUUAUGGCUGACAGAACCCAUGAAAAUUCAGAGAGUUGCAGAGACAUGCCAUGUGGAUACUUUAUCCAGCAUAUUGCAUCUUAUUCGUGGGGUAAGCGUGUGGCAGUUGGUAGAGGAUCACGAUUUGAUUUGCUCUGGGACCAGAAGGAGGCCUGUUUUAAUCAAGAUGGUAGAAUUCACGUGCAUGAAUUUUUAAAUAUGGUGAGAAGUUCUGCAAAUGGAGAAGAAUCAGUUACUGCCUGCUUAGGUACAGAAGCUGAUGAUCUUAAUCUUGAAGGAUGAAAUUGACUGGAACCUGUCUCCAGAGCACAAUUUUGGUUCUGGUAAGCCCAUCUUUGAAGACACUGCUAAUGAAUCUAACAAAGUCCAGUGGUUGGGAUAUU
Hevea brasiliensis (rubber tree) is the source of this 504-nucleotide messenger RNA. RefSeq names its product DNA-directed RNA polymerase V subunit 1-like. The record is from RefSeq and is a predicted model, not a curated record. Bases 125 to 403 code for a protein of 92 amino acids. The transcript has 2 exons. Lineage: Eukaryota; Viridiplantae; Streptophyta; Magnoliopsida; Malpighiales; Euphorbiaceae.